CUUUUACCUUUAUUGUAUCUUAACCAAAAAAACGCAAACAACUACAUAUAAAUAUAUAUUAGCGCGUUUUUACUACUAUCACUCUAUUACGUUUGUCUGUUGAUACAAGGAUGAUAAACGCACUUUUUGUUAUUAACCGUCAAGGAAAGAUAAUCAUCGAGAAGCAAUGGAGAGGAAACAUCUCUAGACAGGUGGUGGAUGUAUUCAAUGACGAAUGUGCAAAGUACAUGAAUUCUGUACCGGGAACAAUGGAUAAAUCAGAUCUCGGUAUCAAUCUCAAAGAGACAUUCUAUACCCGUGAAGACGUGCCACCUAUUCUAGAAACCGACAACUACUGGCUCCUUAAUGUCUUGAGGUGUGAUUUGGCGUGGUUAUGUCCUGUCCAAAGAGAAGUGGAUCCAAUGCUGGUAUUUGAGUUUAUACAUCGGAUAAUCGAUAUCUUGACCGAUUACCUGGGUGACGUUUCCGAGACAUCAAUCCGCGAUAAUUUUGUUACAGUAUAUCAACUUUUGGAGGAAAUGAUGGAUUAUGGAUAUCCUUUGACAACAGAGCCAAAUGCACUCAAGGAGAUUAUUAUGCCACCUACUAUUAUGAACAAGGUCAUGACAACUGUUGGAGCAGCAGCAGGUGUUGCUCCAAAAUUCCCUCAGAACAUGUCAAGUAUACCAUGGAGAAAGGCAGGCGUAAAAUAUACACAGAAUGAGAUUUAUUUUGAUAUUGUGGAAGAGAUUGAUGCUACAAUUGCACCAAAUGGAACUCUUCUGUCCUGUGAGGCUCAUGGAAAUGUGAUUGCCAACAGUAAAUUGUCGGGUAUGCCAGAUUUGACACUCAAUUUUGUCAAUCCUCGAGCAAUUGAUGAUGUGAGUUUCCACCCAUGCGUAAGAUAUCGCAAGUGGGAAAGUGAAAAGGUACUUUCAUUUGUGCCUCCGGAUGGUCAAUUCAAGCUUAUGUCAUACAGAGCUGCAUUAUCACAAUAUAAUGCAAUGCCUGUUCAGGUAAAACCCCAAAUACUGCCCACAAAGAAUGGAGGCAAGUUUGAUAUUUCAGUUCAUCCUCGUACAACUGACGGAAAAAUGAUCGAACGGGUUGUAUUGACAUUACCGGUACCAAAGAGCACAACUAGUGUAAAUGCUACUUGUAAUGCUGGUCAAUAUAUGUAUGACCCAGUUUCAAAGACAAUCAAAUGGGAUAUUGGUAAACUUCAAUUGAAAGAAAGAGCACCAAUGCUGUCUGGUACAUACAGUACUAGUGAGAGUGAUCCAGAGGCAAGUAUGACAAUCUCUCUUGAUUUCCAAAUCAACAUGUACGCUGUCUCUGGGCUAAAGGUCGACAGUUUGCGAGUAUUCCAUGAAGGAUACAAGCCAUACAAGGGAGUUCGCAGUCUUACCAAGGCAGGCAAGAUCCAUAUCCGUACCUAAAUAGAUUUUGUACACAAACCCACACCCACACCCACACCCACACCCACACCCAUUCCCAUUCCCAUUCCCAUUCCCACUCCCACACAAAAGAAAGAAAGAAAGAAAGAAGUAUAUGUAUAUUUAUAUAUGUACAGUGCUAUUGCCAAUUAAUAAUUGAAUGUUACUAUUAC
Messenger RNA from Phycomyces blakesleeanus NRRL 1555(-), 1588 nucleotides. RefSeq lists its product as hypothetical. Lineage: Eukaryota; Fungi; Mucoromycota; Mucoromycetes; Mucorales; Phycomycetaceae. The transcript is spliced from 12 exons. The coding region runs from base 111 to 1418 and encodes 435 amino acids. Gene Ontology annotation, biological process: endocytosis; intracellular protein transport. Gene Ontology annotation, cellular component: clathrin adaptor complex; cytoplasmic vesicle. The record is from RefSeq and is a predicted model, not a curated record.